CAGUUUGCCGACCAAAAGCAGGAGUUCAACAAGCGCCCGACCAAGAUCGGCCGCCGGUCGCUGUCCCGCUCCAUCUCGCAGUCGUCGACGGACAGCUACAGCUCAGCCGCCUCCUACACGGACAGCUCCGACGAUGAGACCUCUCCCCGGGACAAGCAGCAGAAGAACUCCAAGGGCAGCAGCGACUUCUGCGUGAAGAACAUCAAGCAGGCCGAGUUCGGGCGCCGCGAGAUCGAGAUCGCCGAGCAGGAAAUGCCGGCACUGAUGGCUCUGAGGAAGAGAGCUCAGGGGGAGAAGCCUCUGGCCGGGGCCAAGAUCGUGGGGUGCACUCACAUCACGGCACAGACGGCGGUGCUGAUGGAGACGCUGGGAGCGCUGGGGGCUCAGUGCCGCUGGGCCGCCUGCAACAUCUACUCCACCCUGAACGAGGUGGCGGCGGCCCUGGCCGAGAGCGGGUUCCCUGUGUUUGCCUGGAAGGGCGAAUCCGAGGACGAUUUCUGGUGGUGCAUCGACCGCUGCGUCAACGUCGAGGGCUGGCAGCCCAACAUGAUCCUGGACGACGGAGGAGAUCUCACCCACUGGAUCUACAAGAAGUACCCCAACAUGUUCAAGAAGAUCAAGGGCAUCGUGGAGGAGAGCGUGACCGGGGUGCACAGGCUGUACCAGCUCUCCAAGGCCGGAAAGCUCUGCGUGCCGGCCAUGAACGUUAACGACUCCGUCACCAAGCAGAAGUUUGACAACCUGUACUGCUGGAGGGAAUCCAUCCUGGAUGGCCUCAAGAGGACGACGGAUAUGAUGUUUGGAGGGAAGCAGGUGGUGGUUUGUGGGCUAGGGGAGGUGGGCAAGGGCUGCUGCGCCGCGCUCAAGGCCAUGGGCUCCAUCGUCUACGUCACCGAGAUCGACCCCAUCUGCGCCCUGCAGGCCUGCAUGGACGGGUUCCGGCUGGUGAAGCUCAAUGAAGUCAUCAGGCAGGUGGACAUCGUCAUCACCUGCACAGGGAACAAGAACGUGGUGACCAGGGAACAUCUGGACAGGAUGAAGAACAGCUGCAUCGUCUGCAACAUGGGGCACUCCAACACCGAGAUCGACGUGGCCAGCCUGCGCACGCCCGAGCUCACCUGGGAGCGGGUGAGGUCCCAGGUGGAUCACGUCAUCUGGCCCGACGGGAAGAGGAUCGUGCUGCUGGCAGAGGGCCGCCUGCUGAACCUGAGCUGCUCCACCGUGCCCACCUUCGUCCUGUCCAUCACGGCCACCACGCAGGCCCUGGCUCUCAUCGAGCUCUACAACGCGCCCGAGGGCCGCUACAAGCAGGACGUGUACUUGCUGCCGAAAAAGAUGGACGAGUACGUGGCCAGCCUGCACCUGCCCACCUUCGACGCGCACCUGACCGAGCUGACGGACGAGCAGGCCAAGUACCUGGGGCUCAACAAGAACGGACCCUUCAAACCCAACUACUACAGAUACUGAGUUCCCGCCGCCGCGUCCCGGAGAAUCGCGAGGAACAGCAACGACCGCCCGAGUCUUUCUCAACUACUGUACAGGAUGAAACCGCGCAAGCUUCCCACGCUAGAGCCGGGCUUGCUGCCAUAGUCGACAGUGUGUUUUAGGUUAUUUAUUUAUUAAAUUAGAAUACUGUUCACGUGGCCUCCGCCACUGGUGUUCGUCCUGCCGCGGGACUGGGAGACGCUGGAUUUUCUUUCCCUUCCUUUUCAUUCUUCUCUUUGGGUUCGUUCUUUUUCGGGGCUGGGAGGACGGGGGAGGCGAGGAGGAAGCUGCUGGAAUCGAGCCGUGGAAUGAUCCCUUACUUACCCCUGCUCGCCCCCGCGCUCGGCGGGACCCGGCCUGGGAGCCGCUUUUGGUUUCCUCCACGCGCCGGCGCUUCUCCAGCGGCGCCGGAUCCCGGCGAGCCGGGGACUCUCCGGCGCUUUGACGACAAAGCCAAAACCCUCCCUGGCUCCAGGCGCCUGGGGAACUGGAGAAGCCUCUCCGUGCGCCCCGGCGGUGCCCGGGGCCGUGCCCGGCCGGGGAACCUCGCCUUAGCUCUGCCCGGAGCUGCGCCCAAGGGCCGGGAACGGCGCCGAGCGCUCCCCUGGCCGCGGCCCCGCGGCGUUUUUCCUGCUGCUGUCGUUCCGAGUGCCAACCUCUCUGGAUCAACCAAAGUCGCGUUCCCGGCGGGGCCCGCGCUGCUGGAAGGGCCUCGCCCGCCGAUGCUGCUCGCGCGCCCGGCGGCUCUGCCCGCGCCCAGCGGAGCUCGCCGGCCGCCCGGCUGGGAGGACACGGGUCCUUCUCCGGCCGAAUUUCAGUCCUCGUUGGAAACCUUGGGAGUUUUGAUUUCCUGGUCCCUAUCUGUACGAAUCCGGAAAUCCCCUUUGGAAUGUACGAGACGUCCGCCCCGGGCUCCGCGCGAGGGGAGAGUCGGGCGUCGCCGAAACCCUUUUGGUCGCCUGGAAUCUCGGUGUGUCGGAGCUGAUGGAGAAUAAAUUUGCCAGAGUUCCCCGUUUUACCCCAGGAUGUGCCACCUGAGCAGAGGGACAGCGUGACCCUUCCCAAGGUGACCCACAGUCCCGUCACGAGGAGAAGGUGACCCUUCUGAAAUAAAAGUGCCCAGCCCCGUGAGCACAGGAGCCUUGGUCCUGCUCCCCGUUCGCUUCCCGAGUCUCUCAUGGCCUGCGGAUCCGUGUUUUGUCCUCCUGGGCUUCUUUGCCGCCACGGGGAACUCUUUUGUGGCAGCUCCUUCGCGCACAAGGAACGGAAAACGGAGGAAUUACGGCCUCGAGGCUUUUCCACAGCUCUCAGGAGGUUUGGAGUCAGGUUGGCCGCGAGCCGCUCAUCUCCAGAGCAAACGUUCCCAUGUGCCGGCUUGUCCCAGGUUUCUCUUUGACAUCUCUCAAAAUCAGGAAGAAAAACCUUGAAAGAACCUUGAGGAAACCUUGAGGAACCCUGGAGGAAACCUUGAGAAGACCUUGAAAUAAACCUUGAAGAGGCCUUGGGAAGGGCUCUGAGAAAGCCUUGAGGAGACCUUCGGGCUUUGAGAAGCUUCCACGUAGACGGAUCGCUGACCACCGACUCGAAACGAUCUCUGCUCGUUCGUUUUGCCCAGAUCCUGAGAUUUUUUUUUCGGGAAGAAUCCCCUGAGCUAUUUGAAACAUCCCACGCAGGUCUUUUCUCCCCGAGCUGGAUCCUGGUCUGUGCCAGCCCUCGCUGCUCUCUGGGGUCACUGGGGCAGAGCAGCUUUGGGAAGAACGGGAAUCCCAUCCCGAGCCAACCACAGCCACUUCCCCCUGGAAAAGCCCCUUUCAUCCCGACCCCUCUCAUCCCCAGAGCCGCGUCCUGCCCUGCGCCUGCUCUGCACAGCCCCGGAGCCCUCCCUGCCCUCUUUCAAUCCCCUUUUAUCUUCCAGGUAGAUAGGAAGGGGGGGGAAAAAAAAAAUAAAUAUAUAUAUAUAUAUUAAUACUAAAAUCCCACCUGGCUUUUCCCACCUCGAUUUUUAAAGCUCUUCUCCAUGUUCUGCUUCUCCUGUAAAAGCUUUUUUGGCUCGCUUGGCUUUUUUCCUAAUCAACCUGGAAUCAUAUCCUGUGAUCAUCUCUAAAUUAAACGUGUAAUGGGGUUUGGUUUCUUUUAUCUUCUUCUUCUUUUUUUUUUUUUUUUUUUUUUUUUUUAAUGUAACACAUUUUUCAAGACUUAGGAAAAAGGAGAUUUUAGGUAACACCAGCAAAAUCACAUAAAGGAAGUUAAUUCUGUUCUGAACUUUAAAGCUAAUAAGACGAAACUCGUUCAUCAGCAGUGAGGAAACGAAAACGUUGCAACCUUAACAUUUCAAAAAGGAUGUUUUAAAUAUUAAUGUCUGAGUGAUUGUAUUAGAUCAGCAAUAAAGACUCUGUAAUCUCAAAACACAAAUAAAACAUUGGAAAACUCA
Molecule: messenger RNA, 3916 nt
Organism: Hirundo rustica (Barn swallow)
Lineage: Eukaryota; Metazoa; Chordata; Aves; Passeriformes; Hirundinidae
Gene: AHCYL2
Product: adenosylhomocysteinase like 2
Biological process (GO): L-methionine cycle
Cellular component (GO): cytosol
Source: RefSeq, a predicted model, not a curated record